AUGCAGGAGAAUCGUAUUUCUCUUUGGUAUUUUGGUGGAGUCUCCUCCAGAGUGGCCACAUCUUCAACACACCCACCUGAUUCAAUUAAGAUGACAUAUUCUCUGUCACAGUUUGCCAUUUAUGAAACUGUCAGGGACGAGAUGAACAUGAAGAACGAAGAUCUCAUGUCUUUCUACCACAAAGUCUUGCUGGGGGCCUUUGGAGGAUGUAGAAUAAUCUCAAUCAGUCAAGUUUCUGGUAGAGGUCAGGAGAAACUGUCCUGUUAUGACAAGCAGCUGGUUCUGGCUGCCGGUUACCUGACUGACAACAUCCUCACUCAUUUCCUGGCCAGUGUAAUUGCCUUAAGUGGGGGCUGUGCCACGAUCCUCUGCCAAACAGAUAAUGUUGUUAAAACAAGAUUAAUUAACUCGAAACUGGAAUAUGGGGAUGUGUUUCGCUGUCGAACAGAAACAGCAAGACUUGGCCCGAAGGCGUUUUUACAAGGCUUGUUUCCCGCAGCCAUCCGCCUCAUCACUCACACAGUCCUCACCGUCAUAUUCAUCAAACAACUAAGGCGGCAUUUCGGAAUGAUAGUUGUGACAGCUUUACUUUUUGCUCAUUGA
Anoplopoma fimbria (sablefish) is the source of this 603-nucleotide messenger RNA. It is a transcript of the gene slc25a10a, whose product is annotated as solute carrier family 25 member 10a. The record is from RefSeq and is a predicted model, not a curated record. Gene Ontology annotation, molecular function: oxaloacetate transmembrane transporter activity; malate transmembrane transporter activity; sulfate transmembrane transporter activity. Lineage: Eukaryota; Metazoa; Chordata; Actinopteri; Perciformes; Anoplopomatidae. Gene Ontology annotation, biological process: malate transmembrane transport; thiosulfate transport; phosphate ion transmembrane transport.